This is a messenger RNA of Helianthus annuus (common sunflower), 1787 nucleotides long. RefSeq names its product tRNA threonylcarbamoyladenosine dehydratase. The coding region runs from base 87 to 1484 and encodes 465 amino acids. Gene Ontology annotation, cellular component: plastid. Lineage: Eukaryota; Viridiplantae; Streptophyta; Magnoliopsida; Asterales; Asteraceae. Gene Ontology annotation, molecular function: ubiquitin-like modifier activating enzyme activity; tRNA threonylcarbamoyladenosine dehydratase activity. The record is from RefSeq and is a predicted model, not a curated record. Gene Ontology annotation, biological process: cyclic threonylcarbamoyladenosine biosynthetic process. The transcript has 11 exons.
UUGAACUUGAUACAAGGGCUCCCAAACCGACUCACAGUUUCCAGUUUCCCCGGCAUAAUUACGGACUCAAGCAAACUGCCGGCGAGAUGAACGACAAAGCCAAGUCUCUUGCGUUGAUCGGCGCCGGUGCUCUGUUAGGUUCCGGCGCCACCGUAGCUCUUCUCAGGCUUCUUCCUUCUUCUAGAGAAGCUACGGUUCAGAGCAGUAAUGAGGCGAAAUCGAAUGGUAAAGCAGUUUUAUAUGCUCCAGCUGCAGAAGACAGUGGUUCUCUAAAAGAAAAAAAUUAUGAGGUGGAUUCUGCUGACCUUUUAAAAGACGAUAUAGUCUCUGAACAGCUCACCAGGAAUAUUCAGUUCUUUGGUUUUGAUGCCCAACAAAAAGUGACAACAUCCUAUGUUGUAGUCAUUGGCCUUGGAGGCGUCGGGAGUCAUGCUGCAUCAAUGCUUUUGAGAUCAGGAGUUGGCAGGCUCCUCCUUGUUGACUUUGACCAGGUUUCAUUAUCAUCUUUAAAUCGACAUGCGGUUGCUACAAGAACAGAUGUUGGCACACCAAAAGCAUUAUGCCUUAAGAAGCACUUCUCAUUAAUUUAUCCGGAGUGUCACAUAGAUGCAAAGGUUCUGUUAUAUGAUAAUUCAUCAGAAGAAGAAAUUCUCUCCGGUGAUCCAGAUUUUGUCUUGGAUUGUAUUGAUAACAUUGAUACAAAGGUGGCUCUUCUUGCUGCAUGUGUACGUAGGGGUUUAAAAGUUUUAUCUGCUACAGGGGCUGGUGCAAGAGCUGACCCCACUAGAAUACGUGUAGCUGACUUGAGAGAAUCCACUAAUGAUCCACUAUCUAGAUCGGUUAGACAACGUUUAAGGAGAGAUCAUGGUAUUGAAGGUGGCAUUCCUGUAGUUUUCUCUUUGGAAAAACCAAAGGCAAAACUGCUACCCUUUAAGGGACCUAAUGGAGAAGAAGAGAAUCCUUCAGAUUAUCAAGUAGUGCCUGGAUUUAGAGUUCGCAUAAUUCCUGUUCUGGGAACCAUACCUGCCAUCUUUGGACAAAUCAUGGCAUCAUAUGUUGUGACACAGCUGGCAGAACUUCAAGUACACAUGGAGCCCAUUGUGAACUUUGAUAUGGAUCAUUACCGUGUCCUACAUCAGCGUCUUAUUGAGCAUGAGGAAAUUAUUUAUGGUACAUCCGUAAACGUUCAGGUAGAUAUUGAAGAAGUGAUGUAUGUUGCUAAAGAAUUGUGGCAUUGUCGAAGCGCAAGAGACCUAACUACAAAAGAAGUCGGGCGUGGAAUGUGGCGUUCUGUUAACGAGUUGAUGCUCGUGAGAUGGGAUAGAUCAAAGCCGGCAUCUGCAUGGAAUCUAAUUCUUCUAAAAUUUACAGAGGCUGACGAACACGAGUCUAGCACACUUGAAGAUAUAAAAGCAAAUGAACCUGAGUUUUUCACAAGGGUAACAUGCACACUGAAGAGAGCGGAAUUAGACUUCUGUCCGUAGAGUCAUUGCAUUUAUCAAGGUGUGUGAUUCUGGGAAAUGUGAUCACUACGAUCAAUUUACAAAGACUACAUUUUGUUUUGAUCGUUCCUUUUUUGCAGCUUUAAGUUGCCAUUGUUUGUAUGGCCUAUAUGCAGCAAAAGUGAUUUUAUAUUUUGUAUACUCGCCUGUUUACGAGGAGCGAGCUAACCCAAACUUGACAGUGUUAUGUUAAGCUCGAACGUGAAUGUGAUUCUACAGCUAAACAUGUCUUUUUUUAGUAUGUAAGGGCUAAGUAAAUGUUUUAAAGAGAAUCAUCUCUAUCAA